Molecule: messenger RNA, 6630 nt
Organism: Acanthoscelides obtectus
Lineage: Eukaryota; Metazoa; Arthropoda; Insecta; Coleoptera; Chrysomelidae
Source: the annotation of a GenBank genome assembly
AGCUAGGCUUGUGUGUAUAUAGUAUAUUCCGCGCUUUCUACAAGUGAGCAUGAAGUGAACGACACAACGACAGCUAUUUUUGCAAGUUGACGUCUUGUUGGAAAACUUACAUACUAUAUCAAUAUCAUAAAUAAACUACAUAGUGUCAAAAAGCCGACAUAAUGUCACUUUUCAAGUUACGUAAUACCCCUGCCUCACACAUCUUUUACCCCCCCUGACAUCUUAUGAUUACUUUUAAAAGUUGUCGAUAUCUGGCGAUUUUUGUCACUUCGAUCAACGUGACUGAAAACUUGACAACCCUGCGUGUAGCUGUGUUGCUGUGUGUUUGUUUUGACUUCUGGAUGUUGAGGUUUGUGGUUGAGGUUGAGGUGUAUUGAGUGUAACUAUUGAGUGUGUUGACAAUGGAAAUAACGAACUAGUUCACUUAUGAUGACAAUAUAAAUAUGAAAAUGUCAUCUAGAUUUAGAAAGCAUUGCGAGCUUCGCGUAAUUUUGUUAAUGAACAAUCUCAUGAUCAAAUAGAAUAUUUAAUAAUGGACAGCAAUAUGUGUCAGACAAGUAAAAGUUUCGAUAGUGAGACGGCCGAAGCUGAUGCCUCCUACGAGGAGGAAAACGAGCAUGAAAUCGCGACUGCCGAGUUUGGGGAGGAGGAGGAAUUGAAACCCGUUGAUUCGAGGCCCAAUCCCCAGCUUUGGAUAACCAGAAAUAGUUCGCACGCCGACUUUGAUGAUGACCUGGAGAACAUUAACAUAAGUAAUUUUUUCCACCGUGUGGAUAGUGAUCAGAUUAUCUAUCAGAGCAAAAAACGGCGUCUCAAGCUAGUAGGAAAAUAUGUAAUGGGUGAUCUACUGGGUGAAGGUUCCUAUGGAAAGGUAAAGGAGAUGUUAGACUCAGAGACACUUUGCAGACGAGCUGUUAAAAUACUUAAGCAACGUAAACUCAGGAGGAUACCAAAUGGAGAACAGAAUGUACAGAGGGAAAUCAAACUGCUUCGUAAACUGGACCAUAAGAAUGUGAUAAAGUUAUUUGAUGAGUUGCACAAUUAUGAAAAACAGAAGAUGUAUCUAAUUAUGGAAUUCUGCGUGGGAUCACUGCAGACCAUGCUAGAUUCUACUCCUGACAAGAAAUUCCCCCUGUGGCAGGCGCAUGACUACUUUUUGCAACUGAUUGAAGGACUGGAAUAUCUUCACAGCAUGCGCAUUAUCCACAAAGAUAUUAAGCCUGGUAACCUACUGCUAAGCUUGGAGAAUCAGCUGAAAAUCUCUGACUUGGGGGUUGCAGAGACUAUAGACCUGUUUGCGAAAGAUGAUACCUGUUUCAUAGGUCAAGGCUCACCAGCAUUUCAACCACCCGAAAUAGCAAAUGGAUUGGAGUUUUUUCCUGGAUUCAAAGUGGAUAUAUGGAGCAGUGGAGUCACCUUGUAUAAUAUUACAACAGGACGAUAUCCAUUUGAAGGAGACAACAUAUAUAGGCUAUUUGAAAGUAUAGGUAAAGGAGUGUUCACAAUACCGCCUGAAAUACAAGAACCACUGAGGGACCUGCUACUGGGAAUGUUGGAAAAGGAUCCGUAUGCUAGGUUUAGUUUACAACGAAUCAAACGACACACGUGGUGUACACGUCAGCCUUCCCCGGAAGGAUUACCAAAAGUGCCGGUGCCUCCGCUACGUGGAGACAUGUGGCAUAGCCUAACAGUACUGCCUUACCUCAUAGAACACUACUACGAUGAGCCCCUUGAAGAUGCCAGUGAAGACGACGGGAGCCAGCAUGAAUAUAUUACUGAACGACAGCUUAAUGAGAUGGAUGAAAGGCGUAAGCAACGCGAUCGGACGUUCGUGGUAGCGGAGAAUUCAAACGGUAACGCUCAGUCGUCUAGUUCGAGCUCAAAGAAAAGUAGCCGGUGGAAGAAGACUAUCAGUUGCAUGUCUUUUAAAACAAUUCCUGGAUGCAAACAGUCGUGACGACUACGGUCCACACACAACUUACGUUUGUUAAUUGUUAUGAAAUCAAGACAGUCAGAACUCAAGUGGUAUUUUCAUGAGGGCAUCCAGCAUCCAAUGUUAUGUGGUUAGACUUUCGAAAAUACAAACCAACGUUGUCUAUGUGCACGUUUCUCAUCUAAGAUCAGUCAACUCUCCUUGUAGCAUAAUGGGAAUAACACAACAUACUUGGAAACAGAUUUGUUCAGGGUGUCCUAACGAAAAUGGAAAGUAGUUUCAAAAGCAACCAGGAAAAAAAAUCUGUUUUCGUGGCAACCUUGAUAUGUUAGUAGUGCAUAUUUUAAAAUUAUUUUAAUAUAUACAGUGCCAUAGCGAAACAUAUGUUUUUUGAAAGAACUCCCUAUAUUUUAUUGCAUAUUUGAAUAGGGCUUCCAAAAACAAGACGUUUGAUUUAAUUUAACAAAUAGUUUCGAUUAUCAAUACUAUGUGGCCAAACGUCUGCAGCUCCGCCAUUUUUGGAGAUAUUUAGAUAAAUGUUUUUUCACAAAAAUUGUAUUAUGAUGUAUAUCGUCAAAUGAUUUUGGGAUGAACUUUUUUUGAUAUGAGGCUUAUACAACUUUUUUCCAUUUUUUGUUAUUAAUUUCAAGAAAAACCAAAUACAUCUUAUUAACACAACAAAAAUAAUCUCAGCCUAAGGCAAUCAAUUAAUAAACUAACGAAUAUAUUACGUUGGUGCAAACCACACAAGGCUGUUGAAAUUAUCUUGCACGUCUAAAAGGGUUUGUCUAGGUAUCACCUUAUACGACUCGAUGUUUCAUGUCCUCUGGUGUUUUAGGUUUCUCCUGGUAAAUCUGAUUGGUCCACCUCUCCCUAGCCAACUAUCAGUACCCCAGCAGUCUAAAUACUCCCGUACUGCUCGAUUGUAAUGUGGUGGAACACCAUCAUGCUGGUACCACAAAUCUCUCCUAGUUGUUCAAAUUUACUUUCUCUAGUAAAAGAGGUUACCCAAGUUGCUGAAACAAUGUGGUUGUGAAAAAAUACUGGACCUGAGAUCAAACAUCUGGGAAUCAACAGAACUACUUGGAACUUAUAACAAUUUCAUAAUUUAUGACUGUCUAGGGUUAAGGUGAGACGUGUGCGAAAGAAAAUUCAUUAUUUUCAUGGAAGAACUGAUUAAAAGUCAAAUGUGGAAUAUAUUUUUUGUUUCUUGGAAUUAGUAGCAAUAACCCGAAAACUGCGAAAAAAGUUGUAUAAACCUUAUAUCAAAAAAAAAAGGAAAGAUAUUUAAUGGUGUAGAAAUAUAAAGGGUGUUCCAUUUGACAUUUGUGAGAAAAGGUACAUUGCAAAAAUAUCUAAACAAUUGACAAUCAAAACCAUAUAUAUUCGAUAUCAAACUUCAUGUUUUCGGAAGAUCUAUCUAUUUAUGUCUUUUCCAGAUCGCUCAUAAAAUUUGGAGGUACACGCUCCCCCCUAAUACACGUUACUGAAAUCGGUUUUUAUUAAAUAACUUUUGAACGAUGCUGUAGAAUUCUAAUAAAUUUUGACAACUUAGUAACGAAAUAAUGAUUGCGUAUGUAACUUGUACUUGUUGCACGUCUUCUCGGCAAAGCACUUUUGUGUUGAGAUCCUCCGAAUGCUGGCUGAUCUCUUUAAGUCGUUAGUCGCAUUGCACUUUGCACGACUACAUAUCGCCAAAGGCUACUUAGGCCCUAUUCUACUAAGCCGGGACGUAAAAAAGUGCGUGUAACACAAAAUCAACCAACAAGAAGGCGUCUUUGAAGUAAUGGAUCUAACGAAUACGGCCGAUUUCCUGUGGAUGUCUCUCAAACUAGAGAAAAAUUAUACGGUUUGUGUAAGACGGGCCUUUAGUUCCCAUAUUAAAUCAAGAAAUACGCCAUAAAUCACUUGGUUUAGCUACAAUAAUUGCUUCCGAACACUAAAUUAGCGGCUUUGAUCAUUCAGGGUGUUCGAAAAAUAGACGGAGAUAUUUUAGAGGGUGAUUCCUUGUUAAAAGAUGUGAAAAAAAAGUUUCUAUAAACAUGUGCCGGGAAACCAGAGUUUUAAAAAUAAAUUUGAAUUAAAAAAAAUCAAACUUUUUAGCUAAAUUUCGCAUAUAAAAUUACGUGCAUAAUUCUUUUCUAGAAGAACUGACGCACAAAUCUCAAAUCUCUAUGCAGGAAUGAUUUUUUGUGAAAAUAUUAAUUCUUGCAAACGAAGUGAGGCACGAAAAAAUAUAAGACGCAAAGUUGUAUUUUUAGAUACUUAAUCAAACAACAUAUAUUAAAGUUACAAAAAAAUGCAGUGGCGUACAUUUUUUGGCCAGUAAUAUUCGCUAAGGUGCCCCUUGGGAUGCCACUGGACCUAAUAAUUUUGACCCAUCUAGGGCUAAAUUAGCUCUUAGUACAGCAAAUAAUAUUGCCAAAUUUCAACAGAAUCGAGUACAUGUGUUUUAAGAUACUAAUAAAAAAGUAUUUUUUUUUAAAUUUAUCACCCUGUAUCUUGAAAAUUCUGCAUUUCCGGACCGAUAUUUAUAGUAACUUUUUUUCAUAUCUUUUAACAAGGAAUAUAAAAUAUCUCCGUCUAUUUUUCGAAUACCCUGUAUAAUGCACCAAUGAAAAAUAAGCGUUUGCGCCAUACUAUAUAAGCAUGGACAUAAAUCUGAUACAAUAUCUAGAUUGAUGUGACAGCAAUUAAAUUUGUAUUUUAUUGAAAAUAAUCGCGUCUCAUCCUUGCCGUACAUAAUUCUGCUUGAUAAAUUCUUUGCGGUCAAAUAAAAUUACAAAAUUAUGGAACAAACAUGGCGAGCAGCUUUAUAGCUGAUACCCGCCAGGUAAAAUAAAGCGCUAUUAUUAUUCUUAUUAAAUAAUCCACACAUGGAUAUCAGCGUGGUCGUGUAGUCAUUCUACUGCCCAGUAGAAUGAGCGACAUCUUCCUGUUAACAGUAAGUAAAUUGAUUAUUGAUGUUCGUUAAAGAAUACACAUUCUGUAAUUUUAUUUAUGUCUUCAAAGAAAUUAAGCAGAAUUUUGAUCAGCGACAGAGACACUGCUCAGUAAUGGAGUCAUGUCAAUCUAUUGUAUCAGGUUUGAUCCAUGUAUCAAGUAGGCUACAAAUCUUUUUUGAUGGAAUUCUCGCCAACUUUUGUGUAAAUCAAAUUCAAAUUCAUUAGAUCCAUUACUUCGUUAUUACUAAUAAGACGCCUUGUCAAUGGUCCAAUUUGCAUCAUAUGCGCAAAUUUUGAGUCCCUCUGGUCAAUAGUAAAAAAUCGGGCCUUAGGAAUGUAGACUUCAAGCGUCAAAUUCAGUCAUGUCGUGACACUUUAUUGGCACUCAAUGUUUGACGCUCUCAUGGAAUUGAACCCUCACAUGAAAAUUAAGCAAUCCUUUUUUUACGAAGUGGAAGUUGUUUUUUGGUUUUUAUUCAUUGUUACUUACCAUUGUUCUAACAUGUUUUCUGUCUAAAUAAAAAUUGUAUCGCUGAUUUUUAGGUUUUUUGAACAAGACGACCAAUGGUUUCGAUCUAAAAUUGUUUUGAGUGUGAUUUCAACUGAGAAAUCUGUAUAUGAAAAAAUGUUGUUCAAGCGACUUAAGAAUAUUUUGUGUUUGUAAUACUAGUGCUUAAUAAUGAGAGGUUUUUUUGGAGUGUUCUACCCUGACUAGUAAAAAGAGUGACAUGGGAAAUACCGCCCUAUGGUUUUCUCCAUGAAUAUUUAUCAUCUGAUUUGAUUAAACCACAAAUUUGACUGAAAAAUAACUGAUUUACCUUUUCUUAUUCAUCCUCCAGGUUAUUACAAACAGGUUACUCUGAUUUUUCACUUGAUUGAUCCUCCACUCCCAGAAAGACUUUCUAUACAAAGACAUUCAAAUAUCACUGACGAGGAAACGUGUACCAGAGAGAAGCACGCAAUGCGUAUGUUAGAAAGAGUGACCCGAUGGCUACGCUUCAAGCCGCAGCUGCGUCCGUGGCUCGUGCCCCGGGUUGCUAGGCAACGUGGUGCUUCCAUCUUUUUCCAAUAUGAGUAUUGCGUUCUUCUCUCUCGUCUCUUGUCCUUAAACGAUAGUUUUGACGAGAGACUAUGAGUUAAAGUUGUAUUAACUUAUUUUACUUCCAGGUUACUGUUAGUCAGUUAACCUGCGGUGUAAAAUCGGGCCUUGAGAAAGUAGAAAUUCGUUUUCAUUUUUAAGCAUAAACAAUUACUAUGCAUUGUUGGUGAAUAUUGGAAGAGAAACCCACUAGGUAACCUGUAAGAGAGAAAUGUGCUACAAAGAACUUUCAUUAUUUUGUGCUGGUUUGAGAUAGUUAUUGAACAACUUUCAUGGAAGAAUAGUAUUUGACAAGACAUUAAAAGCAGUAUCUUUUUAUAUGGAAAACCGGAAAUUAUAGCUGGCUUACCGAUUAAUAAUUUGUUAACUCUAUUAUAUGCGAAUUUAUAUUAUUGAAAUUUGUGAGAUAAAUAUGAUUUUUUGUUGUUGCAUUGUUCAUGGUGUAAAUAUAUAAUUUGUUAUGUAUAUUGAGGAUAUGCCGCUGAAGAGAUAAUUGUAUAUUGAAUAGAACAGUUUGAAUUUUGUGAAAAAACGGUGGUUGUGUAUUAUUGAAUAUGUGUACCUAAGGGAAAAGUAAGAAAAUGACAGUUGUAGAUAGUAAAAGUGCCAUAUUCAGUAACUAAAUUGAAAUAAAUUCGCUAUAUUUCUUACCU